UGUGCGUGCACGCGUGAGAGCUUAGCCAAGCAGCUUGUCGCUCUCUCUCGUGUCGCGGUUUUCCGCCUUUCAGUCCGCAUUCAACCGUCUGCUCGUGUGUGCAAAAGAAAUUUUACGCUAUAGAGAGCACCAGGAGAACCGACUCACUUGAGAGGCGACAGGCUGCAGAAGUUAACUCCUAGCAUCUCAAUUCGAAGCAGCAACCCCCCACAAACCACCACACACAGACACAAUGGCCGAGGGUGAUAUGCCAACGUUCAAGUGCGUCCUGGUCGGCGAUGGCGGUACCGGAAAGACGACCUUCGUCAAGCGCCACAUGACCGGUGAGUUCGAGAAGAAAUACGUGGCCACGCUCGGAGUCGAGGUCCACCCUCUGGUGUUCCACACGAACCGUGGCGCGAUCCGGUUCAACGUCUGGGACACGGCCGGGCAGGAAAAGUUCGGCGGACUGCGAGACGGUUACUACAUUCAGGGUCAGUGUGCCAUCAUCAUGUUCGAUGUGACGUCCCGUGUCACCUACAAGAACGUCCCCAACUGGCACAGAGAUUUGGUGCGGGUGUGCGAAAAUAUUCCGAUCGUGCUCUGCGGCAACAAAGUCGAUAUCAAGGACCGAAAGGUGAAAGCUAAGGCCAUCGUUUUCCACCGGAAGAAGAACCUCCAGUACUACGACAUCUCGGCCAAGUCCAACUACAACUUCGAGAAGCCGUUCCUGUGGCUGGCCCGCAAGUUGGUCGGUGACCCGAAUCUGGAGUUCGUAGCCAUGCCCGCCCUCCUUCCGCCAGAGGUCAAGAUGGACAAGGACUGGCAGCAACAGAUCGAGAAGGAUUUGCAGGAAGCGCAAGCCACCGCACUGCCGGACGAAGACGAGGACCUGUAAACCCCCAGACCUCUCCCCCCCCCCCCCCCCAGAAAACAAAAAAAAAACACUCAGCGGUGUGUUUGUGUGCGAAUGUUCGCUGCGUCGUGCCCCCUCCCCUCCCCCAUUUACAAACGGUUAAACUAGUAGCACUCUUUAACGUUUAAGAAAAUUAAAACAGCCGAUUAAGUAAGGUAAUAAAGAUGCGUGGAGUAAUAUUAAUAAUUAUUUGCGAUGAUGAUGAUGAGCAGUUGAGCUGAACAAUUUGUGGGAAUUCUAAUCUUACUACAUUAGGAACUGGAGCGAUUGAUCGUGUGCGUCUUGAUAUUUCGUGACUUAAUGAAAUAUCAAGACGCACACGAUCAAUCGCUCCAGUUCCUAAUGUAGUAAGAUUAGAAUUCCCACAAAUUGUUCAGCUCAACUGCUCAUCAUCAUCAUCGCAAAUAAUUAUUAAUAUUACUCCACGCAUCUUUAUUACCUUACUUAAUCGGCUGUUUUAAUUUUCUUAAACGUUAAAGAGUGCUACUAGUUUAACUAGUUUAAGUUUAAGAAAGGCAGUGUUUCGGAACGCAAAAAGGGUGCGGCUGGCAGCUCCUAGCGAGGGCCAUUUCCCCGUCACUGUGAGUUUAGGCUUAAGUAAGUUCACAUUCACACCAAUCCUAAUUCAAUUGGGUUACUCAUUUUUUUUCUGAGCAGGCCAUUAUUAGGGUGAAGUAGAAGCUAGAUUUUUGUACUAAAUUGCAAGUAAGAUUGUUAUUGCAACAUACAAAAUAAUGAAGCACAUGGCAAUGUGAAAACAAAACUAAUUAAUUUAAUCAAAUAUAUUCUCAUCGAUAAAUUGUAAAAUCAUUGAGUGCUCGUUUUUCAUUUCGACGGGAAGAAAUUGCGAUUCCGAGUUUCCUAUUUCGUAAAACAAAGCUGUAUAUUUUCGUUUGAAGUUCAAAUCCUUUUUCUUUAGCUGUUAACGUAUUUGUUGUUUGGUCCUUUGCCGUGAGCGAAACCAAGGAACGGACCUGAUGCAAGCAGAAAAGAUAUCGAGCGCAGUGAGCUAACUAUUAAGCUACCAGCAAGUCCCCUCUCUGAUCAAAGCGAAACGAUAGUAAUCGAGUGUACACACGGUAUGAAUGAGUUUGAAUAAAAAUCAAUUUCUUUUAAACACAUGA
Molecule: messenger RNA, 2019 nt
Organism: Aedes aegypti (yellow fever mosquito)
Lineage: Eukaryota; Metazoa; Arthropoda; Insecta; Diptera; Culicidae
Gene: Ran
Product: GTP-binding nuclear protein Ran
Exons: 3
Coding region: 233-877 (214 amino acids)
Biological process (GO): ribosomal subunit export from nucleus; protein import into nucleus
Cellular component (GO): cytoplasm; nucleus
Molecular function (GO): GTP binding; GTPase activity
Source: RefSeq, a predicted model, not a curated record